UCUCUCAGAAAAGAUCCUCAAGUUGUACGUUAUAAAAAAAUGUCACAGCCACGGUACUUCCAUGAAAACGAUUUCAACAAAUGGUCUUUAAGAGAUGCAUUUGAGGAUUACCUUCCAAAAUUUAACUAUGAUUACCAAAGAACAAAAGAUGCAUUAGUAAAAGAUCUUCACGAACUAUCUGUUUCAUCUUUAAUUUUUAAAAGUGCUACGAAAAAAGCAAACGAUCUUUUACAAGACCUCAAAAAAAAUAAUACAUCUCUUAAAAAUCUGGCUGAUCAAUUAAAGCCCUGUCAUAGCGUUGUUAACGUCUCUCACAAUAAUAUAAAUACUAUCAAUAUUAACACUGGUAAUUUUAAUGACAAGCUAGCAAUGAAAACACUAAUUAAAUGGUAUGUUCAGCCAGCACUGUAUUAAACAAAGAAUCAGUUCAAAAAGAACACGAAGAGGUUGAUCUUGAAGAUAGUCCAUUCAUUGAUCAUACACCACUUGACUCUAUAAGGACUAAAAUAUUAAGAUACCGAGCCAAUGCAAAAUACAUACAUGAACCACAUAAACAAGACUUGCUUUUCCAUGGUAUUGUUGAUUUAACCCCUUCUUCAUCAACGAAAUUAAGAGAAGUUAUUGAUGAUGAUGAAAUCAACAUAUUGACUUCCAAGUUAAUGAAAGACGAAAUUAACAAAGAACACAUUCAUGAGUUGAAAGAGUUUGCCUUUGGUGUUUUUCAUGAUAAGGACAACUCGCAAAAUCUCGAAAAAAUCUUGAAAGCUGCAAAGCUUGCCCUUGUUGAUCAAAAUGAUGAUGAUUGUCAAUCAAAGAAACAAGUAUUGAAGAUGAUGAAGCACUGUCUUAGAAGCCAUGAAGAUGGGAAAUCCUCCUUACUUCUCAAACAAGGCGAAAUGAACUAUAUUGUCUCUUUCAUGGGUCCGUUGAUAAAAACUCUAUUGCAAUACAAUGCAGAUAAGAUGAAGUUAAUCUGGGGUGACCAGAGCCUUGAAGUUGAUAAACAAGAAAAGCAAAGUGUGCAAAAAGAUGAUGAAAGAAGGGCACAAGGAAAGAUUCCAGACGCGAUUAUUUAUCUAACAAACCAUGACUAUCCCUUCGUAAUCCUAGAAGUCAGCGGGCCACCAAACAUCACAAAUCACAACCACUUUGUCGGCGACAAAAUCAAAAUGGCCAAACACUUGAAGUGUAUUCUAAAGUCAUUAAGAAGGACAAUUAGCUCUGGUGAUGAAGGCAUUUAUGAAGAAAUAAAUGUCUAUGGCAUUCAAGUCUACUUAAACAAAAUGUACAUUUAUAGCUUCUCUCAGCCAUUCCGCGGUGUUUAUGUGUACAGAGAGGAACUCUCUUUUGCUCUCACUCGUCCAUUUGGGUUGCAAAAGAAUUUCCUCCCUAGGCUUGUAAAAAGCAUGUUUAUAGUCAAGGUUUGUAUGAAAACCUAUCAUUUUAGUAUCUAACAAAUGAUUACUUUGUCAACAAUAGUCUCUCCUCGAAAGCAGCGCUACUUCGAUUGAGAAAUUCAUCCAUAGCGAAGAUGGUGAUGACGCUUCUGACGAUUCAAGGGAUACUGUCUUUGUUUCACCAAAGAAACAAAAAACAAGAGAAUAAUAAAUAUAGCGCAUAUGUGCAGUAAAUAGGAAGUUUACAUCAUAAGGAUAUCUUAAAAAA
Messenger RNA from Gilbertella persicaria, 1665 nucleotides. RefSeq lists its product as uncharacterized. NCBI's taxonomy places the organism in Eukaryota, Fungi, Mucoromycota, Mucoromycetes, Mucorales, Choanephoraceae. The transcript is spliced from 9 exons. The record is from RefSeq and is a predicted model, not a curated record. The coding region runs from base 387 to 1454 and encodes 355 amino acids.